Limulus polyphemus (Atlantic horseshoe crab) is the source of this 2995-nucleotide messenger RNA. Its product is annotated as peripheral plasma membrane protein CASK-like. Gene Ontology annotation, biological process: regulation of neurotransmitter secretion. NCBI's taxonomy places the organism in Eukaryota, Metazoa, Arthropoda, Merostomata, Xiphosura, Limulidae. Gene Ontology annotation, cellular component: cell-cell junction; plasma membrane. Gene Ontology annotation, molecular function: signaling receptor binding. The record is from RefSeq and is a predicted model, not a curated record.
GGUCAAUGUUCGUAUCGUGCCGCUUAGAAUCUAACACACGGUAUCCUCCUUCUUUGUCAUCCCUUGGAGUUAACAUCUGGUUUGCCAAUGGGAGAUAAAGCUGCACCUUGUACAUGAAGGUUGACAAUGGUGUCAUCCAAUGGCACUGCUUGAAGCACAUGACGUUGUAGCACAUGAAAUAUACAGUGAAGACGCUGUCCGUGCAACACCGCCUCCAAUUAUGCCCUAUCUGAAUGGCAGCCAAGAAAUGGAACCUCUGAGAGAACCACAUUUAGAGACUGUUACAAGAGUCAGGCUUGUACAGUUCGAGAAGAAUACAGAUGAGCCUAUGGGAAUCACUUUAAAAUUGGAUGAAGGUGGAAAGUGUAUUGUGGCUCGAAUUAUGCAUGGAGGGAUGAUUCAUAGACAAGCAACCCUUCACGUGGGUGAUGAGAUUAAAGAAAUCAAUGGAGUGCCUGUAGGAAACCAGUCUGUUGAAACAUUACAAACUAUGAUGAGAGAAGCCCGAGGUAGUGUGACAUUCAAGAUUGUACCAAGUUACCGCAUUGCCCCUCCCCCAUGUGAGUAUUUCCAGAUAAACCCACCUCCAGUUCUAAUCUACAUGAAGGCUCAGUUUGAUUACAAUCCUCUAAAAGAUGACCUUAUACCCUGUGCUCAAGCUGGAAUUUCCUUCAGAAUAGGAGAUAUUCUUCAAAUCAUCAGUAAGGAUGACCAUAACUGGUGGCAAGCCAAGAAGGAAGGCUCGGACAGCACAGCAGGGUUAAUUCCUUCUCCAGAACUUCAGGAAUGGAGAACAGCCUACAUGGCCAUAGAGAGGACCAAGAAUGACCAAGUAAAUUGCUCAAUAUUUGGAAGGAAAAAGAAGCACUAUAAAGACAAAUAUCUAGCCAAACAUAAUGCCAUUUUUGACCAACUAGACUUAGUUACCUAUGAAGAGGUUGUAAAGCUACCAGCCUUUAAAAGAAAGACUCUUGUACUUUUAGGUGCUCAUGGUGUAGGGCGGAGACAUAUUAAGAACAAUCUAAUAUCCAAUCAUCCAGACAAAUAUGCAUAUCCUAUUCCACAUACAACAAGACCUCCAAGGAAAAUGGAAGAAAAUGGAAACUACUUCUUUGUGUCAUAUGAUGAGAUGAUGGCUGACAUUGCAGCUAAUGAAUAUUUGGAGUAUGGAACUCACGAAGAUGCAAUGUAUGGAACAAGACUAGAAACAAUCAGGAGAAUUCAGCAAGAAGAAAAGAUAGCUAUUCUAGAUGUAGAACCACAGGCCUUAAAAAUACUAAGGACAGCAGAAUAUUCACCUUAUGUAAUCUUUAUUGCUGCACCAUCUUUAUCAACCAUGAAUGAUGCUGAUGGAAGUCUAGAACGACUUGCUAAAGAGAGUGAACUUCUUCGUCAGUCAUAUGGGCAUUUUUUUGACAUGACAGUAGUAAACAACAACAUUGAUGAAACAAUAAGAACUUUGGAAAUGGCCAUGGAAAAGAUUAAUGUGACACCCCAGUGGGUGCCUGUCAGUUGGGUCUAUUGAUUGCUCAGGAUUUUAUAUGUACCCAGUUAUUUUUUUCUGAAGAUGGUGAAGAGAGAUUUGAAGCCUUGUUACAAAGACCAUAACCACAAUGAGUGUGCUACACAAGACACAUUUUGUUGUUUUUAGUUUCAUUCCAUUAUCAGUACUUUCCAAGGACACCUUUAAUAUAAAAUUGACUCUUCUUGUACAUGUACCCCAUGGUGCUCUUUAAUUUAAAGUAAUGGGGAAACACAAAAUGAAGUCUGGCCUUACAUUGUUGAGAGUUGUUUUGGGAAGUUGUUACAUUUGAUAUCAAACAAGGAUAGAAGUGCCAUGUCAGUUUGUAAGAAGACAAGUUUAGGUGUGAAACAGUGUUAGUAGAGUUCAGUCACAUAAAAAUAUUUUAGACUGACCAUUCAUCUAUUUGACUUUGAUAACUUGUUUCAAGCAGCAAACACUGUAAAUUCUUGAUCUUAAGCAGGUUGAUCCAGUUACACUUCAUUCAAAUAGAGACUUAACAGUAAAAUCAUCAACAGCUACUGAUAUUUGGUUGUUGCAAAUGUUUAGGAAAAAAACUCUUACUGUAAAGUUGUGAUCUAAGGCUUGUCCACUUAGUUGACAGAGACUUGAAGUUAACAUCAUACUUAGUUCUGAUAUUUGUGAAAUCAACAUUGUUAAGAGUUAAGUAAGUUUUAAGAUAAAUUUUAUUGCAAUGACCAUCUUAUAGGCUACUCAAAAAUUAGAAGUGAGAGUGGCUUUGAGAGAAGUUAUAAAUAGCUUAUUUUAAAACUUGUUUACGAGGUCAAAACUUGGAAUGAUCAGAAGAACAGAAACAAGUGAAUGAAUAUCUCUGAAUCUUAAGCACAGAUAGCCCUGUUGCUUUGUGCCAAAAAACUCUAAACAACCAACUGUAUUUUAAAAGGAGUGAUAGCUGAUUAAAAUAUUAAUAAAAACUAUUUUGAGGUUCAUACAAAAUAAAUCAUCAGUAUUAUUAUAUAAAAUUAUUAUCAAUUUAGUCAAUUUCUACUAUCAUAACCAUUGAAUAAUAAUUUUUGCUUUUCAGUACUGAUUCAAGCAUAAAUUUACUUUAUUGUCAUGGAUGUAUACCACCCAUUCUCACCUUACUAUUUCCUAGCAUGAUAUUUAAAUAAUUGUUUUAUUUCACCUAUUAUACCAAUUUCUCUUUCGGUACAAGGCUUUUUCCAGCUUAGUAAAUAGAUAUUGUCAAACCUAAUAUAGAUACACCAGCUUGUACUUAUAAAGAAAUAUAAUUAUUAUAAAUUAAUCAUUAUUAUCAAACCUUAUGCAAGGUAAAACAGGUAUAUACACAACUCUGAGGGAUGUACAGAAAAAAAUAUAUAUAUAUAUACACAGAGAAGGAAUAAUUCUGGGAGAACUAGUAGAUCUAAUAGAAGGAGUAAAGUAGUUUAAAGAUGUUGAUUUUUAUUUUAAUUAAAUUUAUAUUAAACAGUUUUUUUUUGGAUUUAUUAG